AAAAGAACAUCGAACUAUUUCUAUAUUUGGAAGCCUAGGAAAGGCAACUCUAAUCAUUCUCCUUUACAAAUUUCCCACUCAAAAAUUCAAUCUUUAAUUUUCAAAUUUCAACCCUCAAUCUUCAAUCUUUAUUACGUGAAUGCAUCGUGAAAUCAUGGUAGAUGCUAUUUUUUGAUAAAAAUUACAUUAAUAAUGACAACUUCAUCAUUCAAAUCCACUUCCAGAAAACCUAUUUCUUCAUCUUCAACCCCAGCAACUAAUAAACAACCAAGAAAUCAACAGAAUUCUACCCAGCAAGUUCCUCUUCGAAGAUCGAGAAGUAUGAGUGCAUAUUCGAGGACCCAUUUGGAUAUAACCACAGAAUUUCACAAUAAAAUAGACAAUCCUCUUUUUUGGGAUGAUGAAUCAUCACAUUUCGAGGAAAAUAAUGAUGGAUUUGUUAAAUUAUCUAAAUUUGAGAUCUUGAAAUCUGGUGGGUCUUAUAAUGUAAAGGGUUUUGGUGAUGAAUUUGGGGAGACUAGAAGGGGAAGGUCUGUUUCAAGAAAUUCUAAUGAUAAUGGUGGAGGAAGGACGGAUUUUGGUCGGAGCUUGUCUAGGGUUAGUACUCAUCGUCGGAGGCGGUCGCUGUCUCGAGGACAUUAUGGAAAUUUUGAGAGUGAAAAGAAUCGGGAAAAUGAUUUGUUAAACUAUAGAAGCAUUAGUAACAUCAGUUCAAAUACAAAGCAAACUUUGCUUGAACGAAAAAGCAAACCGGUUAGAAAUGCAUCUGAUUUGUCUGAAAUUUUGAAAGGCUCAAAGACGUGGUCAAGUCAGAAUCCGGCCUUUGAGAGUUCCGAUAUUUCUUCCAUCAAGCUGUCUAGUUCACCAAUUUCUCAUUGGGAUGAUGGAGAAUCAUCUAGCUCCAUCUCGGAAGCUGAAGAAAGAAUUAUCAAGCCAGUUUUAGUGGAAAAGAUAUACCCCUUGAAAAAUACUAAUGGUUCAACAAAUGGGAUUCUCGAAUCUGUCCGUUGCGAAGUUAGACAGGCUAUCUCUGAGAUGCAAAAUGACUUCAAAAUUGCCAGGCUAAGGAGUGGUUCAGAUGUUACCCAUGGCAUUAUUGUUUCUGAUUUUGCUCCUGAACCGGAAGAUACGAAUACAGUUGGAUUAGUAAAGGAUAUCAGAGAUGAAUUUUCCAGGGAGCUAGUAGAGUGUGAAGAACGCACCAGAAAACUUCGAGCUGAAUUAGCUGUUGAAGAGCAUCGUGAAAUUGAAUUGAAUAAAAUUCUCAAUGACAUUGUACCAGAGCCGAAAACUCCUCAUGUGGAAAAACCUCGUGCAAUAAGAAAGGCUAGUUUUGAAAGGAAGAACAUGUCAAGGCGUCUUGAACAAGAAGCAUUGGCUUAUUUUGAUGAAUGUGUUUCAAUAUCGACAUUCGAGGAUUCGGACUUCUCAUCUCUAGAGGAUCUAACGUCUACUAACAUGCUUAGCAUCGAUUGCCUAGAUGUUGAAAGACCGAGUUCAGGUUUUUCUGGAGUUCCAAACAGAGCCGUUGAUUCCUGCUUCUUUGAUACUCAGACCGAUACAGUCACAAGAUGUAAAGAGGGUCAUACUCAUAAUAUAUCAGCUAAUCACAGUAGUUGUAACAGUUCAGAGAUUAUGGGUUUGGGUUCCAAGUCGUCUGAUGGCACGUCACUGAAAGACGACAUAAGAAACUAUGUGAAAAAGUUCACCAAGGACAGCGUAAGAGAAAGAAAUGACUCGGGUCAUCGAAAAACUCGAGAUUACAGUUCUGAAGUAUCAUCUGUGGAGAAACUUUUGCUGGACAGAGUAACCUAUAGGAGCAGAAUUGAGUCUGGUAGCAUGUUAUUAUGUGGUGGGGGGAGUGUUGGCCUUUCCUUGCCUCCCUUUUGUUCUGCUUUAUGGUAAUUGGUUAAUAGUUAUUUCCUACUAAUAUGCAAGCGUCUUUCUCGAACCGAGGGAUUGUUUGGCCGCAUUCUUUUUUAAGGGUAUGCGUUGCUGCCUUCCUUCCCUCCCCAUACCUUGUUCAUAGUUUCUAUAAGCGGGUCCUACUAAUAUGCAAAUAUCUACUUUUUUUGAAAAUAUUUUGUUCAUAUGAUUUUGCAAUCAAAUCUUAAUAUGAUGUACACAGCACAAUGUAAGCCUUUUGAAAUGAAAAUGAAAAAUCUUUCAUAUGAUAUACAAAAUUUGUCAAAUGAAUCGGUCUUACGGUGAGACAAUCUUUAUUGAGUUGAUCCAACAUACUUUAUUAUUUCACUUUUAACUUUUAAGUGAAUACUAAUAGUUUUAAAAGUGAUUAUUUUUAUAUUUAAAAUGAUAAUUUGUAACUUUAAAGUAAUUAACUAUAAUAAUAUUAAAGUGAUUGAACUAAUUAUAUAAAUUAAUUUCAUAUAAAAUGAGUUGGAUGUAUAAUCAAAAUGGACCUGAAAGUGAGCCAUAAGAGUGCACCAAAAUGGGCAAAAGGAAAGACAAUUGGAUUUUCUCAUUUUUGCAUGACCUGGAUAUUUGUGUCUGUGAUUUUGUGAGAAAUCGAAAUUUAGUAAGAGUAUCUUAGAAUAAAGAGUUUGAAUUUUUAUAAUUUGUGUAUUAAACUAUUUAACGCAUCUUUUAAUAGUUAGAUGCUUUAAAAUACUCGCUACAUUGUAA
Molecule: messenger RNA, 2643 nt
Organism: Amaranthus tricolor (Joseph's coat)
Lineage: Eukaryota; Viridiplantae; Streptophyta; Magnoliopsida; Caryophyllales; Amaranthaceae
Exons: 8
Coding region: 193-1905 (570 amino acids)
Source: RefSeq, a predicted model, not a curated record